GCCAUGACCAUAAAUAGCAUACUGCAUGAGUGCGUGAUGUAAGGGGCUUCAGAUUGGAGACAGAGCUUCUACCUUCUACUGUAAUGCAGCACAGCUAUUGGUUAGCAUCACUACUUGGCUCGAUUCGCAUCGAUCAUAGAUAGAUAUCAACCUGCUGGCUCGAUCAUUUGGUUAGAGAUCGAUGGGGCGUUAUGUUUGGGGUGAUUGCAAGCCUACGGCCACAAUGUUGGCGGUUGUUGUUGUGUUUGCCGUGCUCAACACACUGACAAAGAUGGCUUUCAACCAAGGCAUGCACACCACUGUCCUCAUCACACUUCGCCAGCUCACGGCCUUCCUCUUCCUCGCCCCAAUUGCCUACUUCCGAGAGAGGAAGACAAGACCCAAGCUGACAGCUGAGAUCUUUGUGUAUCUCUUCUUCAGUGCAGUGCUCGGUGCCUCACUUACCCAGUGGCUAUUUUUCGUGGGGCUACAAUACACCACAGCAACAUUCGCUUGUGCCUUCAUCAACAUGACUCCCAUGUUUACUUUCAUUGUGGCGCUUCCUUUUGGGAUGGAAAAGCUAGACCCGAAGACUGGAGCUGGCAUAGCAAAGGUGAUUGGGACAACAGUAGGGUUUUCAGGAGCAAUCCUCCUUGCACUCUACCAAGGUCCAUCACUGACCAAAUCCUCUUCUUCACCAAUGGAGCUUGCAGCUGGGACGCCAACACCCCAUGGUGCACAUAGCUGGAUGAUUGGGUCCCUGGCCCUUCUGGCUGGGUCAGCAUGUUGGUCCUUUUGGUUCAUCCUCCAGUCAAGGAUUGGCAAGAAGUACCCAGCACUCUAUUCUGGGACUGCCUUCAUGUUCUUGCUCAGCUUCCUUCAGAUGGCUGCAGUGGGGCUAGCUACGGAGAAGAACUUCUCAGUGUGGAUCCUAAGAACCAAGCUUCAGAUCAUCACUGUGCUGUUUGUGGGGAUAAUGGGAUCUGGGAUAGGAUUUUUGGCCAUGUCUUGGUGCAUCGAGCAAAGAGGACCAGUCUUCACCACUGCAUUCACGCCUCUGAUCCAACUGAUAGCAGGUGGUGUCAACAUCGUUGUCCUCCACGAACAACUCCAUGUUGGAAGUGUGCUGGGCUCUGCUCUUGUGGUUACGGGGUUAUACUUCGUCCUUUGGGCAAAGACCAAGGAGGCACAUCCUACUUCUCCAUCAAAUAUUAUAUUGGACGAAAUAUCCAAGCAAGCAACACAAACUACAGAGGAGGCUGUAUAAUAAGCAGACGUAAGGAGA
Molecule: messenger RNA, 1264 nt
Organism: Phragmites australis (common reed)
Lineage: Eukaryota; Viridiplantae; Streptophyta; Magnoliopsida; Poales; Poaceae
Product: WAT1-related protein At3g30340-like
Exons: 6
Coding region: 182-1246 (354 amino acids)
Cellular component (GO): plasma membrane
Molecular function (GO): transmembrane transporter activity
Source: RefSeq, a predicted model, not a curated record